AUGUCUGACACAACCUACGACUACAUUAUAAUUGGCGGCGGUCUUGCAGGCUCAGCUCUUACCGGCCGCCUAGCUGAGCUCCAGCCUUCACGCUCUAUUCUCCUGCUCGAAGCUGGCGCUGAUGUUGCGGGUCACCCGCUCACCGGCUCGCCCAUGGCUUGUUUCGGUGCCCAUGGCUCCCCAUUAGAUUGGUCAUAUACAACUGUGCCACAGAAGCAUCUCGAUGGCCGCCAGUGCUAUAACGCUGCUGGUAAAGCUCUGAGCGGAGGUACCGCCACCAACUAUGGUACUUGGACGCGGGGUAACGCCGUAGACUAUGAUCUAUGGGCUCAACUCGUCAAUGAUGAUGCUUGGAGCUACAAGGGUCUCCUGCCAUACUUCAAACGCUCCGAGACCCAUUGGGACAAAAACGCAGACACCUCUGUACACGGUACCUCUGGUCCUAUCCACAACGCAACUGUCAAAUCCAGCAGCAAUGACCGAAAGUACCCCCUACGCGAACCAGUGCGCGCGGCCUGGUCUCAACUUGGCAUUGAAGCCAUUGAGGAUGGCAAUGCCGGUUAUCCAAAGGGUUUGGCCCCGCUGGCAGAAAACUGGCGCGAUGGUCAACGUCAGCUCGCCAGUGAAGCUUACGGAAUCAAAAACAAGUCUAAUGUAGCUAUUAAAACCGAAACACCCGUCAAGCGUGUCCUUCUCGCGGAAAAGAACGGGAAGAAGAUCGCGACAGGCGUCGAGCUUCUUGACGGGACAACCCUCAACGCCUCACGAGAGGUAAUUGUAUCUUCGGGUGCCUAUAGAACCCCUCAGGUCCUGUUGCUUUCAGGAAUUGGCCCCUCAGAUGAGCUCUCAAAACACAGCAUCCCCGUGGAAGUUGACUCCCCAGAGGUUGGCAAGAACUUCCACGAUCAUUUCUCCCUCAAUCAGUGGUGGAAGGUUCGAAGCCCAGAAAAAGGCCUUUCAAUUGGUACUCCCCUCUGGAAUAGCCCCGCAUAUGGACUGGGACUUCCCUCCAACUGGGUCGCGACGGUGCAGGCACCACGCGCCGAGCUAGAGCAAGCAUUACAAACCGACGGCGUCAGCGGCGCGGAGAUAGAGACCCACCCUUAUCUAAAACCCGAUUUCUGCCACAUCGAGACUCUGAUUGUAUACGCGCCUGCAGGCGCUGCUGUGGCUGGCGUCGAGGUGCCAAUGGACGGUACAUACAUUGCCUCAGCUGUAUUGGGAGUCACCCCCACUUCGCGUGGAAGUAUCACCCUCUCGUCAGCGGAUCCCACAGCCGUCCCACUCAUUGAUCCUAAUUAUUACGCCACCGAAGUGGAUCGUGCCGCUUUGCGGGCGGGUGUGCGACAAGUUACCAAGCUUUUCCGGGAUACCCCCGAAGGACAGGAGAUGGUUUUGGAGGAGUUGCCGCGUCCAGGCUUGUCUGCUUUGAGCUCUACUUCUAGCGAUGAAGAACUUGACAAGCUUAUCAAGGCUGGUGGUGCUACUUUCUAUCACCCGGCUGGUUCAGCUGCGAUGGGUAAGGUGGUUGAUACGCAGCUUCGCGUGAAUGGUGUUGAGGGGUUGCGUGUUGUGGAUGCUAGUGUGUUGCCAUUGUCGUUGGCUGGUCAUUACCAGGCUGUGCUUUAUGCAGUUGCUGAAAAGGCCGCUGACUUGAUCAGCUCGGCGUGA
This is a messenger RNA of Penicillium angulare, 1671 nucleotides long. Its product is annotated as GMC family oxidoreductase. The record is from RefSeq and is a predicted model, not a curated record. Gene Ontology annotation, molecular function: oxidoreductase activity, acting on CH-OH group of donors; flavin adenine dinucleotide binding. The coding region runs from base 1 to 1671 and encodes 556 amino acids. The transcript has a single exon. Lineage: Eukaryota; Fungi; Ascomycota; Eurotiomycetes; Eurotiales; Aspergillaceae.